AUGGAUGCACAAUUGCAGAGGAAGUCGAGGAUCCUCAGCCGAAGGGAGAUUGAGGCACAGAUUGCCAAUGGCCGCUCCAUUUUCAUAGUAGACAACAAAGUCUUGAAAGCCGACGCUUGGCUGCCGUACCAUCCUGGUGGGGACAAAGCUAUCCGGCAUAUGGUAGGACGAGAUGCUACAGACGAGGUCACUCGGUUCCACUCCUCGCAGACACUUGAGCUCAUGAACCGCUACCAGAUUGGCCGUAUUGAAGGACGAUGGACAAAUUUCCUACCGCCAAUUCAGGGAGGGAAGUUCAGAUCACAAGAGGAGCUGGAUAGACUGUCAGAAGAAGAGUAUCUUGAAUCAGGUCACUCGUCAGAGCAAGAGACGCCCAGCUCUUCCUCUUCGGCAGACCAAAGCCCAGUGUUCGAGCCGGCCGACCGUCCUGCCGCUUCCUUACGACAACGCAACGCGACGAUCCUUCGACCGUCCUCUACCUCAUCCAUAUCGUCAGUCGAUCUUGACGAGACAACACCCUCACCGAAGAUGUCGGUGCUUGACAGGCGAACACAACAGGAGCUAGACUUUGACAAGGCUAAAUACCCAUCGGUAGACUUCAAGACGCAAGAUAACAUCACCCAGAAAUACCGGGAGUUACAACAGCGCAUUGUCGCUGAGGGUUUGUACGAUUGCCACUAUGCAUCCUACGGAAUCGAAUGCUUACGCUACGGAUUCUUCUUAUGCGCGUUUCUUUACCUCCUGUCCCAUGGCUGGUAUAUUACAAGUGCCAUUCCUCUGGCCUGUCUGUGGCACCAGCUUACAUUUACUGUUCAUGAUGCUGGACAUAUUGGCGUUACCCACGACUUCACGACCGAUUCAACCAUCGCCAUGUUCAUCGCAUCGUAUGUGGGCGGCUUGAGCGCCUGCUGGUGGAAGUACAACCACAACGUUCACCACCUCGUCACGAACGACCCAGAGCAUGAUCCAGAUAUCCAGUAUAUACCAAUUUUCGCCGUUACGCACCGUUUUUUGCAGGGCCUUACGACAACCUACUACGAGAGGGUCAUGGAGUACGACGCCGUUGCGAAGGUCUUGGUCAGGAUCCAACACUACACGUACUAUCCUAUUAUGCUGUUUGCGCGUUUCAAUCUCUACCGAUUGAGCUUGGAGCACUUGAUGAGCGGGAAAGGACCGAAAAAGGGUUCGGCGUGGUGGCAUCGCUAUUUUGAGCUCACUGGUAUAGCAGUCUUCUGGACCUGGUACGGCUACGGAGUCGUGUACAAGUCGAUUCCAACCAACUGGAGCCGCUUCUGGUUCGUGUUAAUCAGCCAUGCUCUGACCUCACCACUCCACAUUCAGAUUACUCUCUCCCAUUUCGCAAUGAGCACCGCCGAUCUUGGCAUUCAUGAGUCGUUUGCGCAGAAGAUGCUACGCACAAGCAUGGAUGUCGAGUGCCCGCAAUGGCUAGAUUUCUUCCACGGUGGUCUUCAGUUCCAGGCCAUUCAUCACUUGUACCCAAGGAUUCCCAGGCAUAGACUUCGAGAGACACAGAAGCUGGUCCAAGAAUUCUGCAACGAAGUGGAUAUCCCCUACGCCUUGUACGGGUUCGUAGAUGGAAAUAAGCAGGUUAUAGGUCGGUUGGCGGAUGUCGCAAGGCAGGCUGCGAUAUUUGCCGAGUGCCAGAGGACACUUGCUGCAGAGGGCGAUUACGGUAUGCAUUAG
Molecule: messenger RNA, 1704 nt
Organism: Cucurbitaria berberidis CBS 394.84
Lineage: Eukaryota; Fungi; Ascomycota; Dothideomycetes; Pleosporales; Cucurbitariaceae
Product: fatty acid desaturase
Exons: 2
Coding region: 1-1704 (567 amino acids)
Biological process (GO): lipid metabolic process
Cellular component (GO): membrane
Molecular function (GO): oxidoreductase activity, acting on paired donors, with oxidation of a pair of donors resulting in the reduction of molecular oxygen to two molecules of water
Source: RefSeq, a predicted model, not a curated record